AUGCUGGCUCUGGUCUAUCUUUCUGGCUUGCUAUCGGCUUGUCUCGUUCAGGCCGUGACAUUUCACCCUCUUCCCGACAAACCAGGCUUGAUUGACAAUGGGACGUUUGGACCUGACCUUGAGGUUGUCCAUCUCUUCAUGAAUGAAGCUCCCAUUGGGAUCACAGUCGGUCCUACAGGUCGCGCCUUCGUCACAUUCAAUCGUGGCGACCUGGCCUCGAUGCCCAUAACACUCGGAGAGAUCGUCAAUUCAAGCGCUGAAGUUCCUUUCCCCAGCGCCGAAUUCAACACUCCACCAGACGGACUUACCAAUUCUUCUUCCGGAAGACUCCUUUCUUCUAGCGACUCGGAGCAUUUCAUCAAUGUGCAGGCCGCCGUACAUGACGCAAAAGGCCGUCUAUGGGUGCUUGACACCGGUCGUCCAACCCUCAAUGGUGACAACCCGCCUGCCGUACCAGGCGGCCCGAAGCUAGUAGGAUUCGAUGUGGCGAACAAUGCUACGACACCAUUCAAAACCAUCACUUUCCCGGAGAUUGUGCUGCCAGCAUUGGGAUACUUGAAUGACGUACGCUUGGAUCUCAGUGCGAAUCUCACAGCCAGUGGAGAAGGUGUCGCGUAUCUCGCUGAUAGUGGCGCGGCCGGUAUCAUCGUUGUCGACCUGGGUACUGGCGAGUCUUGGAGACACUUGAGCGGCUUGCAUAGCACUUCACCUAACCCAAGACAUCUGCCUACGCUGUUCGGAAUUCCAACGUACAUUUCUACACCGAUGAAUCCGGCGUUCCAUUACGAGACAGUUGCAGGUGGUGGAAUAGAUGGGUUUGCAAUCUCCGCUGAUGGUCAAUUCAUCUAUUACACCCCUCUUGCAAGCCGUGACCUCUAUCGCGUCCCGACCGCCGCACUACGUAUCAACCCCGCGAAUGAGAAUCUCGCAUUCUUAAAGGCGGCCGACAGUGUCCAAUACCUCGGACAGUACGGUGGCCAAGCAGACGGCCUCGAAACCGAUUCAACAGGGAAAAUCUACCUUACCUCUCCCGAACAUAAUUCUAUCAAUACGUUCGAUCCUGAGACGGGUAUGGUUUUUCCAUUCGUAAGAUCUCCUAUCAUGGCAUGGCCAGAUACGCUCAGUGUUGCGAAUGAUGGGUUCAUCUACGCCACCCUCAACCAGUUAUGGCUGAGUCCCGGAUUUCAGAACGGGACGGAUAAUAGGGUGAAGCCGUUCGCGCUAGUGAGGGCUCCGAUUGACGGGAAGCCUGUCUUGUUAGGAUGA
Stereum hirsutum FP-91666 SS1 is the source of this 1266-nucleotide messenger RNA. RefSeq lists its product as uncharacterized. NCBI's taxonomy places the organism in Eukaryota, Fungi, Basidiomycota, Agaricomycetes, Russulales, Stereaceae. The transcript is spliced from 7 exons. The record is from RefSeq and is a predicted model, not a curated record. The coding region runs from base 1 to 1266 and encodes 421 amino acids.